This is a messenger RNA of Ornithorhynchus anatinus (platypus), 3735 nucleotides long. It is a transcript of the gene SLC4A5, whose product is annotated as solute carrier family 4 member 5. Gene Ontology annotation, molecular function: sodium:bicarbonate symporter activity; solute:inorganic anion antiporter activity; monoatomic anion transmembrane transporter activity. Gene Ontology annotation, cellular component: plasma membrane. The record is from RefSeq and is a predicted model, not a curated record. Bases 1 to 3735 code for a protein of 1244 amino acids. The transcript is spliced from 23 exons. Lineage: Eukaryota; Metazoa; Chordata; Mammalia; Monotremata; Ornithorhynchidae. Gene Ontology annotation, biological process: bicarbonate transport; regulation of intracellular pH; monoatomic anion transport.
AUGGCCGGGAAAUCUGGGGACUUCCCUACUCCCGCGCCCAGGCCCUGGCGAGACCACCUGAGUUCCCCCGAGAAUCCCACCCUGCCGUCGCCACCUCCGCCCCCACCGCUCAGCGCCUCGUCUCCGGGGUCCGCGGCCGGACCGGGCCUAGCGGGCGGCCGAGCCCUGCCGCCCCCGUCCAGCGGCCCUGAGCCCGGCCGCCCCCGGGGUGGACUGGAAGUGUCCCAGGCCCACCGGCCGGGCCGCCCGCUGCCGGGGGUCCGGGGCCCGGGGAGGAGGACGCGGCCGGUGGUGGCCCUGAGGCCCGGCGGUGGAGGCCAGGAAGUGACCUUGGAGCUGGGGACAGGGGCAGCGGCCCCCUCGGCCCCGGGAGACCGCGGUGUCCAGCUACCCUUGGGAGCAGUGUCCCCAGCUGUUGAGCGGCUUCAGAACAUCCUGGGGGAAGACGAUGAGGGCCCCAACCCCACCCUGUUCACGGAGAUGGACACCCUGCAGCACGACGGCGAUGAGAUGGAGUGGAAAGAGUCCGCCCGGUGGGUGAAGUUCGAAGAGAAGGUGGAAGAAGGAGGAGAGCGUUGGAGCAAGCCCCAUGUAUCCAGCCUGUCUCUGCACAGCCUGUUUGAGCUGCGAGCCUGCCUCCAAACGGGAACCGUGCUGCUGGACCUCAAUGGCCAUUCCUUACCUCAGAUCAUAGAUGAUGUCAUCGAGAAGCAGAUCGAGGACGGGCUCCUCAAGCCGGACCUGAGGGACAAGGUCAGCUACGUCCUCCUGAGGAAACACCGCCACCAGACCAAGAAGCCUAUCCACCGCUCCUUAGUGGACAUUGGCAAGUCCGUGUCGUCCACCACCAACCGCAGUCCGGCCCGCAUCCCUCCAGCCGCAACCAAUCUCCGCCGUUCUACUGAGGAUCUGAGGAUCAGGCAGAAAGCAAACUACGGACGUUUGCGCCACGCGCAGAGCAGGAGCAUGAACGACAUUUCUGUCACGCCCAAUACGGACCAGCUGAGGAACAAGUUCAUGAAGAAAAUCCCCAAGGACGCGGAGGCCUCCAACGUGCUGGUGGGCGAGGUGGCCUUCCUGGACCAGCCCCUGGUGGCAUUCGUGCGCCUGGUCCAGUCCAUCCUGCUGGGCGGGGUGACCGAGGUGCCCGUGCCCACCCGCUUCCUGUUCAUCCUGCUGGGACCAGCUGGGAAAGCAAAGUCCUACAACGAGAUCGGAAGAGCCAUCGCAGCUCUCAUGGUGGACGAGUUGUUCAGCGACGUGGCCUACAGAGCCCGGACCCGCGAAGACCUGAUCGCCGGCGUGGACGAGUUCCUGGACGAGGUCAUCGUCCUGCCGCCCGGAGAGUGGGACCCCAACAUCCGCAUCGAACCCCCAAAGAAGGUGACCUCCGCCGACAAGAGGAAAUCAGUGCUCCCGCUCCACGAGCUGGGCCAGAUGAACGGCUCGGUGGGAGGGGGCGGCGGGGGAGGGCCAGGGGGCGCGGGCAGCGGGGGCGAAGAUGGAGAGAUGCCCGCCGCCCACGAGAUCGGCGAGGAGCUCCUGUGGACCGGAAGGUUCUGCGGCGGCCUGUUCCUGGACAUUAAGAGGAAGUGGCCCUGGUUCCCCAGCGACUUCUACGAUGGUUUCCACCUCCAGUCGGUGUCGGCGGUCCUCUUCAUCUACCUGGGCUGCAUCACCAACGCCAUCACCUUCGGCGGCCUCCUGGGCGACGCCACCGAUAACUACCAGGGCGUGAUGGAGAGCUUCCUGGGCACGGCCAUGGCCGGCUCCGUCUUCUGCCUGUUCGCCGGGCAACCCCUCAUCAUCCUCAGCAGCACGGGCCCCAUCCUCAUUUUCGAGAAGCUCCUCUUCGACUUCAGCAAGGGCAACGGGAUCGACUACAUGGAAUUCCGGCUGUGGAUCGGCUUGCACGCGGCCCUUCAGUGCCUGGCUCUGGUGGCGGCCGACGCCAGCUUCAUCGUCCAGUACAUCACCCGCUUCACCGAGGAGGGCUUCUCCUCCCUCAUCAGCUUCAUCUUCAUCUACGACGCCGUCAAGAAGAUGGUCGGGGCCUUCCAGUACUUCCCCCUCAACAGGGACUUCAAGCCCGACGACAUCACCACCUACAGGUGCCAGUGCGUCGCCCCGGACGCAGUGAAUACGACGUUGUUCAACACUUCAGCUCCGCUGGCACCCAACAUCACUAACAGUUCUCUGUCCGAUCCCGUCAACCUGACAGCUCUGGACUGGAGCCAGCUGAGCAAGAAGGAGUGUCUCAAGUACGGCGGGAGCCUCCUGGGUCCCUCCUGCAAAUUUGUCCCCGACCUGGCCCUCAUGUCCUUCAUCCUCUUCUUCGGGACCUACUCCAUGACCCUCACCCUGAAGAAAUUCAAAUUCAGCCGCUAUUUUCCCACGAAGUUCCGAGCCCUGGUCGCUGAUUUUUCCAUCGUCUUCUCCAUCCUGAUAUUCUGUGGGAUCGAUGCCGGCUUUGGAUUGGAGACCCCCAAGCUGCACGUCCCCAGUGUCAUCAAGCCCACCCGCGUGGACCGGGGCUGGCUCAUCUUCCCGUUCGGGAAAAACCCGUGGUGGAUUUACCCAGCCAGCGCCCUGCCGGCCCUCCUGGUGACCAUCCUCGUCUUCAUGGACCAGCAGAUCACCGCCGUCAUCGUCAACAGGAAAGAGAACAAGCUCAGGAAAGCAUCGGGCUACCACCUGGACCUGCUGUGGGUGGGGCUGCUGCUGGGCGUCUGCUCCUUCCUGGGCUUGCCCUGGUACGUGGCCGCCACCGUCAUCUCCAUCGCCCACAUCGACAGCCUCAAGAUGGAGACCGAGACCAGCGCGCCCGGAGAGCAGCCGCAGUUCCUGGGCGUCAGGGAGCAGAGAGUGACAGGCCUCAUCGUUUUCAUCCUUACCGGGACCUCCGUCUUCCUGGCUCCCAUCCUGAAGUACAUCCCCAUGCCAGUGCUCUACGGAGUCUUCCUAUACAUGGGGGUGGCUUCUCUCAACGGCAUCCAGUUCUGGGAUCGUUGCAAGCUGUUCCUGAUGCCCGCCAAGCACCAGCCGGAUUACGCCUUCCUACGCCACGUACCGCUGAGGCGGGUUCACCUCUUCACCCUGGUGCAGGCCCUCUGCCUGGCCGUCCUCUGGGCCCUCAAGUCCACCGUGGCCGCCAUCGUCUUCCCCGUCAUGAUCCUGGGCCUGAUCAUCGUGCGCAAGAUGCUGGACCUGGUCUUCUCGCAGCACGACCUCGCCUGGGUGGACAACAUCAUCCCCGAGAGGGAGAAGAAGAAGGAACGGGACCCCCGGACCCCCCGGGCCCCCGGCCGCGACGGGAAGGGCGGCGGCCGCGGGACCGAGAGGAGGAGGAGGAGGAGGAGGAGGGCGGCCGGGGGCGCCGCGCUGGCCCACGGCGAAGCCGAGGUGGGGAGGCCUCGGCCGACGGCGGGGGACGGGGCAGAAGGGGCGGGGAGGGGGCUUCUCCCACCCCCAGAGGCUUUAGGUCUGCAGCGGCGGCUCCGGCCGGCCCCGCCGCGGGGCAGACGUCAGGUCGGCACGGUUGGCCCGCAACGGUCGGUCCUGCGCGACCGCGGGGUCGGCGCCGCCAUCGGUUACCACGAGGCCGCGACGGCCGGCCCGGCCGCGCUGCCGGGAUGGGUCCUGCACGGCCCCGCCACUCUGGCCCCCGCAGCGCUCAAGUCCCCGGGGUGGCGUCAAGGGUCAGUGGGGCGGCGGGCGCCGGGAUGGGGCCGCUGA